AUGGGGUUAUUGGACUUGGAGCAGCAAUUGGCCUUUUAUAGGGCAUAUCAUUUCAAUAAGGUGAAUGUAGCAAUUCACUUGGUAUUUGUACCAACCAUUCUCUUCAGCACUGUGGGGUUCUUAUCUGCCAUUCCUUUGAAUCAAAUCACCCCAUUUGAUUUAUCAGGAGUACCAUUUUUUGGAAAGUUGUAUAACUUGGGUGCCUUUUUGAUUGCGUCCUUUAGCAUCUACUACAUCUUGUUGGACCGACUGGGACUUGUAUUGACCCCCCUUUUGCUUUUGAUAAGCUACUCCAUCAGCACUCUGUAUGAUUUUUAUGAUAAAAGUGAGGUGGUAAAGGGCUCUCUGGUUCUUUUUGGCAUUGGAUGGGCUGUUCAAUUCGUAGGUCAUGCUCUAUUUGAAAGAAGAGCUCCGGCGUUGUUCGACAACCUGGUUCAGGCUUUGGUCCUGGCUCCAUACUUCGUCGCAUUUGAAGUUGUGUUUGCUCUUGGGUUCAGGAAGGAUCUCCAGAAAAAGAUGAAUAACCACGCAGGUAAGCUGAUGCUUGAAUUUCGAACUAGGGAGAAGGGUCACCCUGUCGUCGAAAAGACCGACUGA
This is a messenger RNA of Komagataella phaffii GS115, 597 nucleotides long. RefSeq lists its product as uncharacterized. The record is from RefSeq and is a predicted model, not a curated record. The transcript is spliced from 2 exons. Bases 1 to 597 code for a protein of 198 amino acids. Lineage: Eukaryota; Fungi; Ascomycota; Pichiomycetes; Pichiales; Pichiaceae. Gene Ontology annotation, cellular component: endoplasmic reticulum. Gene Ontology annotation, biological process: sphingoid catabolic process.